Molecule: messenger RNA, 1864 nt
Organism: Salvelinus sp. IW2-2015
Lineage: Eukaryota; Metazoa; Chordata; Actinopteri; Salmoniformes; Salmonidae
Product: LIM/homeobox protein Lhx8
Biological process (GO): forebrain neuron development; neuron differentiation; regulation of transcription by RNA polymerase II
Cellular component (GO): nucleus
Molecular function (GO): DNA-binding transcription factor activity, RNA polymerase II-specific; RNA polymerase II transcription regulatory region sequence-specific DNA binding
Source: RefSeq, a predicted model, not a curated record
UACGAGUUCUUUCUUUUCUGAAACUAAGGUUGCAAACAUUCGGCUACAGUAGUAGCUGUAAGAUAUACACCAGGCCUAAAUGGGCUGUUMAAUUUUGUUCCAAUUUCUUUUCACGUUUGGCAUUGAAGCAGCGUGUAGCCUACUGUGAAAUGRGAAUUAAUCAUGAGCGUCUUAUCCAGGAAGAUUGUUGAAUAUGUCCCCCCUCGAAGAUCAAAGGUUACAUCGAAAUACUUUCCCUAUGGAUAACAUGUCAUAUCCACUGCAAGGCGGGCAUGUGUAAAGGAGGUGCGGCCAAGACCGUCAUAAUGGAGAGGGAAAAAGCUACACCCUCAGUAAUGUAAAGACCGCUUUCAGUGGAGCAUGGUUGGUGCAGCAGCCUCUGACACUGGACUAUAUCGGAUUAUUCUCCUGGUUGAUUUAUUUUAGGACUACAAGUAAUGUAUUGGAAAAGUGAACUAAUGUUGGCUUGCUCCAAGGUGGACGAUAUUGAAAAUGGGUUCAACUCAAUUUCCAACAGCACGGGCACCUCGGAAGACAUUUUUGAAGACGAGUCAUAUUCACCGUCUUCGUCUUUGUCGUCAUCCUCGACACUSCAGACGAUGGCAUCAGCCUCUCUGGGGAAAAGCCUUUGUGCAAGUUGUGGUUUGGAGAUAGUUGACAAAUACCUGCUCAAGGUGAACAACUUGUGCUGGCACGUGAAGUGCCUCUCGUGCAGCGUGUGCCAAACUCCUCUUGGAAGGCAUGUCAGUUGUUACAUCAAAGAGAAAGAGGUUUUCUGCAAACUCGACUACUUCAGGAAGUAUGGAACUCGCUGUGCCCGCUGUGGCAGGAACAUCCACUCCAACGACUGGGUAAGAAGGGCGAAGGGCAACACCUACCACCUGGCCUGCUUUGCCUGCUUCUCCUGCAAGCGCCAGCUCUCCACGGGGGAAGAGUUUGCCCUGGUGGAGGAGAGGGUGCUGUGCCGCAUCCACUACGACUGCAUGCUGGACAACCUGAAACGGGCCAUGGAAAGUGGAAAAGGUGUGAAUGUAGAGGGAGCCCUACCGUCAGAGCAGGAAGAGUCCCAGGCCAAACCAACUAAGAGGGCUCGCACUAGCUUCACUGCAGACCAGCUACAGGUGAUGCAGGCUCAGUUUGCUCAGGACAACAACCCUGAUGCUCAGACCCUCCAGAAACUGGCAGAGAGGACUGGUCUCAGUCGCAGGGUCAUCCAGGUUUGGUUCCAGAACUGCCGAGCUCGUCAUAAGAAGCACGUGAGCCCCAACCACCACAUGUCGUCCGCAGCAAUGUCAUCACUGCAGCAGUCCAGGCUUUCUCCGCCUCUCCUGGAUGAUCUCCAGUACACGGCUUACAUACCAACAGACACACCCAUGCACACGCCCAUGCUUACCGCACUACACACAUACAUGGAUGGUGAGCAAAGUCGGCACUUGGAGAUCACAGUGCACUCUCCAUCCUCACUGGUGUUCCAGCCUAUUAUGUCCCAUUCCAUGACACAGCUGCCAAUCAGCCAUGCCUGAUCGUUAUAUUCCACCCCCUGCAGAACYGGGUCAGAAUGCUGCGGAGCGAUACUCACCGUCCAUCAAAGGGCGUGGGGCACCUACAUUAAAUUAUUUGUUGAGGGUUUAUCGAAGGAGUUACAAUGGUCAGAAUUUAAUGUCUAAACUUUUUGUUAAUAUAUAUAGUAUCUAUAUUGGUUAUGAAAUUUCAUAUUUAAUUUAUUUGAUGCAUGUGACAGCACUUUGUUUAAAGUAAUGAAAUGAUUUGAUAUCUUAGUUUCUGUUUUGUCGCUGAUUAUAUAGCUCAUCUCUGUUUUUGAUGGCUGUGAAGAAAUACUGAAUAAAAGCCAUAUGAUCACUGC